Poecilia latipinna (sailfin molly) is the source of this 1666-nucleotide messenger RNA. Its product is annotated as photoreceptor outer segment membrane glycoprotein 2-like. Gene Ontology annotation, cellular component: plasma membrane. Gene Ontology annotation, biological process: visual perception. Bases 411 to 1493 code for a protein of 360 amino acids. Lineage: Eukaryota; Metazoa; Chordata; Actinopteri; Cyprinodontiformes; Poeciliidae. The record is from RefSeq and is a predicted model, not a curated record. The transcript has 3 exons.
UCCCAAUAAUUUUAUUUCAAACAAGAAAUAAUAGACUGUUGAGAACAAGAAAUAAACAUAAAUACAAUAUAUAACAGCAUUAUUGAACAUGUACAUUUAUAAUGUCAAAAUUAAAUUGGUGCUCGAGAGUUUCACUCUUUCAGGGGCAGAUAUAAUUUGAAUUGAAGUUAGCACUUUAGCAUUAGCGGAACUAAGGGUUAGCGCUAUUAACUGUUUAGCUAGCAUUGCCCACCACUGGCAAAAGAUAUUUAGGAACUUUGUUCAAGAAGCAGUUGUCAUGUUUGAGACCCUGGAGAUGUUCAUGGUCAAACACCAGCUGGUUGUUUUGGUUCUGCAGCCUUGAGGCUCUCUUGGAGCUGACCAUGUUCGGUUCCUCCUGGACGUAAGUCCCUCUGAAGCAGAGGGCCGACAUGGCAGUCGGAAAGAUCACCUUCACCAAGACUGAAAGGGAGAAGCUAGCUGAAGUCCUCUGGCUGCUCAACUGGAUCUCUGUGGUGACUGGAGCCAUUCUGUUUGGACUGGGCUUGUUUCUCAAAAUAGAGAUACAGAAAUGGCAGGAAGUGAUGUCAGAGCAGGGGAUUCUCUACGUGCCACACAUGCUCAUCACCACAGGACUAGCAGCCUGCGGCAUCAACUACGUCGGCAGUAAGAUCUGCCUGGACUGCGCUGACACUAACAAGUUCCUGCGCUGGAAGCUGGUGAUGAUGCCCUACAUAGUUUGCACCUUCUUCUUCACUGCCUGCGUCCUGGCGGGGGCGCUCAUGUGCUACAGUAUUCGGAGUCAGCUGGAGGAGGCCCUGUACCUGGGCCUGAGGAACACAAUGCGUUUUUACAAAGACACGGACACACCUGGCCGCUGCUACCUGAAGAAAACCCUGGACCUGCUGCAGAUCCAGUUCCAGUGCUGCGGGAACACCGACUACCGGGACUGGUUCCAGAUUCAGUGGAUCAGCAGUCGCUACCUUGACAUGACCAACAGCGCUGUGGUGGACCGUGUGCGCAGUAACGUGGAGGGGAAGUACCUGAUGGACAGCGUUCCCUUCAGCUGCUGCAGCACCCUGUCGUCCCGCCCCUGCAUCCAGCACAACCUGAGCAACCCCGGAGCGCAUGCGCACUACGACGAGCAGAGCCAGCAGCUGAACCUGUGGAGGCGAGGCUGCCAGCAGGCCCUGCUGGACCACUACACCGGCACCAUGCAGUCCAUCGGCCUCACCGUGCUGCUCAUCUGGCUCUUCGAGCUGCUGGUUCUGACUGGAGUUCGGUACCUGCAGACGGCCAUGGAGAACGUCAUCCGGCUCGGGGAUCCGGACUCGGAGUCAGAGGGCUGGAUCCUGGAGAACAGCCUGGCGGAAACAGCCUGCUACAACUUCAGCAUCAUCAAGACCCUGGGGAAGUGCUACCAGGUGGACGACGACCCGAACAUCAACGUCCCGACGGCGGCGGCUGACCAGGAGGCUCCGUCCGCCCAGGUCCAGGUCAACGUGACCUCCUGACCCCAGACCCGCUCUGAUCUGGAGAACUCCAUCGAUACGUUCUGCCUUCAGAAAAAAAACUGCAGCAAAACACAAAUAUUUGACUUUUAUAAAGAUUUGAGGUUUUUGUACUCUUGAACAAGAAAGACGUGAAAAUGUUCAGAAACCAAAUACAGACGGUGCUAAAGCAGAAA